GAUUAUGUCAGCCCAUAAACCUCCCAUCCGUCCAUCACUCCACUUCCAGGUGUGGUGACGAAGACAACGCGGAAGUGUGCUGUCAACAGCAGCGCGGGGAGCCGCUGAAGACGACUGUCCUCAGUCAAACACCAUGUCCAACAACAACGAGAUCCGAUACUGUCAGAGAUGUUCCUACAUUUUCCUCAAAUUCAUCCUCUUCUCCUAUGCCAUCGGCUGGUGGUUAAUAGGCGGAUUCAUCCUGGCCAUUGGCAUCUAUGCUGAGGUGGAGAGACAACGCUACAAGACAUUGGAGGGGGUUUUUUUGGCCCCAGCUAUAAUCCUGAUCCUCCUGGGAAUCGUCAUGUUUAUUGUUUCAUUCAUUGGAGUCUUGGCUUCACUGAGGGAUAAUCUAACUCUACUGAAAGUGUUCAUGUACACCCUGUCGUUGUGUCUGAUCCUGGAGCUGCUGGGAGGGAUCCUGGCCCUGGUGUUCCGGAACCAGACGGUGGAAUUACUGAACAAAAAUAUCCGAAGGGGCAUAGUGAACUACUAUGAUGACCUGGACUUCAAAAACAUCAUGGACUUUGUUCAGAAGAAGUUUAAGUGUUGUGGAGGUCAAGAGUAUAAAGACUGGGCGGUCAACAUGUACCACAACUGCUCUGCACCUGGUCCAUUGGCCUGCGGUGUCCCAUAUACCUGCUGCAGUACUACAAAGCCUAAUGAAGUGGUCAACACUUUGUGUGGCUACAAGGUGCUGGAAAAAGAGCGUUUGGACUUGAUCGAAAUCAUUCAUAUCAGAGGCUGCACUGACGCUUUCUUCAUCUGGCUAAUGGACAACUAUAAGAUUAUGGCUGGACUGCUGUUAGGGAUCCUAUUCCCUCAGUUCUUUGGUGUGAUAGUCAGCUGGCUGUAUAUCACUCGUGUUGAAGACGCCAUCAGUGAAUACGGUCACUACACGGACGGGCUACUGGAAUCAUACGCACAGGAAAGAGGAGCCAAGAGGCAGGGUCGCAUGGCCAAAUGGUUUAAGUGUAUGCCAGAGAUCAACUAAAGGAGACAACCAUGCACAGUUUCUUAAAUCACUCCAGUUGAUCCAGAUACUGCUGCAGUCAAUGUGGGAGUCUGCCUUUGCAGGUUCACUACAAGCUGACUCCACUGUGGAGAAAAAAUGUUUUUUGUUUUUGUUUUUAAUUGGGGAAAAAUGAAUUGUUCAGCAACCAGAUUAUUUUGAAGGCUGAUAUUCAAGUGUUCUUUUUCAGUUUUACUGUAAACUUACUGUAUGUAUCCAAGAAAGUAAAUACUUAUUAAUUACUGUGUUAACGUACAGUGUACUAAUGCAUGAGUGGUAAAUAAGAGCAGAUUUCGAUAUGUGCCUCUGCAUUGUGCCUCAGACAGUCUCAGGGAUAAACACAAAAACCAACACAACCACUUUUGGUUCCUGUGUUAUAAUAUGACAUGAAAUGAGUCAGUUCGGUUACGUCACACAGACGCAAUCUACAGCACUGAUGUACUUUUAUACCUGUGUUCAUUGUUUGUUUUCUACUACCAAUUAAACCAUUACUUGACUCCUCAAUA
Xiphias gladius (swordfish) is the source of this 1557-nucleotide messenger RNA. It is a transcript of the gene tspan15, whose product is annotated as tetraspanin 15. The transcript is spliced from 8 exons. Gene Ontology annotation, cellular component: membrane. Bases 134 to 1033 code for a protein of 299 amino acids. The record is from RefSeq and is a predicted model, not a curated record. Lineage: Eukaryota; Metazoa; Chordata; Actinopteri; Istiophoriformes; Xiphiidae.